Molecule: messenger RNA, 3277 nt
Organism: Cuscuta campestris
Lineage: Eukaryota; Viridiplantae; Streptophyta; Magnoliopsida; Solanales; Convolvulaceae
Source: the annotation of a GenBank genome assembly
CCACGUACCCAAUGGGCACAAAGCAAUUUUGAUUAAAACCAAAAAGCCUUGAUCUUUUAAGGCCCUAUAUUCAGAGAGCCUGAAAGUUGGCCCAUUCAAAGAAAAAAAUUAGGGCACAGUUUAUCAAGAUCGAAAGAAACCCGCGCUCUAUCUUCACCUCUUUCCUCUCCAUCUUCAUCUGCCUAAGGUUUUUUGAAUCGGGGGUCUCCUUGAAGCAACCUCUCUCUUUCUGAGUAGGGGUGCACUUUAUUUCCAGUUUAAGCAAACCAUCAUUCUGUUUCCACUAUGUUAUAGUUGGUAUUUAAGAUAUGUCAUCAGAUACCGCAAAAGAAAGUGCAUCUGUGGUUGAUUCGUCCGGGACUGAAUGGAAAACUGAUAAAGGGAAAGUGGACGAUCUUGGUAAUACGGAUGCUUUUUUUCUUUAGUUUUUCCCAUAGUCUAUUUUCUGAUGUUCUAUAUGACCUUAGAUUUUGAGUUCUCUUCGUUCUCUUGUUUGGUAUUUUUGAUUUGUUUUAACAUAUUAAAUAGCACAUUGUAAGCUAUUGUAGUAAAACAAAAUGACGCUACAUAGAUUUCACUUUUUUGGCUUAUGCAUAAAAAGGGUUUAUAAUUUCAGGUCGUGCAAUAUUGUGUUUACUUAUUAUGUGUUGUCUAAUUGAAUGACUGAAAGUUACUUAGUUCUUCUUAAUGAACUGUCAAGAUUACUCAAGAUUUCUACUGCACACGGAGUGAUUAUACUCCGCUCAUGCAAAUGAUGCUGACAUGAUAAAAUUAGGUUUUGUGCAUCAUAAAGUUGUAAAAUUAUGCUUGCAAUAUGGUGAAUGCCUGUAAAAUCUGUAAGUGGAUAAACCAAGCUUGGAACAACUUCAAUCGCUGUUUUUAAUUGUAGCUGGAGUACCAGUUUUGUUCGUCAAGCAAGGAUACCUUUCCUUCAUGAACUUUUUAUUCAUGCUUCACUGUUUAAAAUUGUUAUUCUUAAAUAUGUGGUUCAGGGGGAGUACUAGCUGCUGGUCACUGAUCAAGCAGUUCUUGUUUUUACAUUUUAUCUCAGAGUACUGAUGUUCGAUGUUGGAUGUAUGCCAUGAAGAUGGCUGUUACGUUUAAUAUCAUGUCCUCACUCUGCCUCUAAAUUUUCUUCCCACUUUGAUUUUUCAUGCUUAUUAAGAAAAUGAAGUUCUGUAAUCAUGGUUUAUUUAAGUGGCACAUAUCUUCCCUUAAAAAUGUAAGAAUCUAGAAAUACCCAAAAGGAAAGGAAGAAGAAAGUGUUGGGAUGGAAUAUAUCAUAAUGAGUGAUUGCAUAUCUUACUCGUGCUAGUUUAAAUAUUUUUUCUUCUUAUUCAAAUGCUCUAUUCACUUUCAUCUUCUCCAAUGGAGCCAAAUAUUCACUACUAUUUGGCUUCGGAGUAAGAUGGAAUAAAGCAAAAUGGUUCUUAAACUAUCUGUGUGCUUCAUGCAACUUUCGACACUGAUCAUGGGUCAUCUGGGAACAGCCAUUCUAUGUUUUAACACAGGGGUCAGGCUGCGUACAUCCAACCCCCCUUACCCUGCAAUGUGCAGGAGCCUUUGAGGCACUGGGGUAAUGUUGUUGUAUUUAAAUGCUCUAUUUUGCAAAUAAUGUGUACCACAUUUUACAGCCUACCCAAAUUACCAAGAGAAUGACAACCACUAUCAUUCUGGUUCUGGAGUAGGUUUCCAUGCAACCCCAUGUGAGCAGAUUGGAAAUGGAAGGCUGUAUAGCACAAGAUAUUUCAUUAUUAAGAGCCUGAACCAUGAAAAUUUUCAAUUGUCAGUUAAAAAGGGUAUUUGGGCGACACAAGUUAUGAAUGAGCCUAUUCUGGAGGAAGCCUUUCAUAAUUCACGGAAGGUCAUUCUCAUAUUCAGUGUCAACAUGAGUGGUUUCUUCCAAGGUUAUGCACAAAUGAUGUCAUCUGUUGGGCAGAGACGGGACCGCGUAUGGAGCCAAGCAAGUGAUGGGCGCAAUCCUUGGGGUCGAAGCUUUAAUGUUAAAUGGCUGCGGUUGCAUGAUUUACCUUUUCAAAAGACUCUUCAUCUGAAAAACCCAUGGAAUCAAUUCAAACCUGUUAAAAUAAGUAGAGAUUGUCAGGAGUUGCAUCCAGAUGUUGGUAAAGCUCUGUGUGAACUCCUUGAUGGAAAAGAUGUGUCUGAUGUUAAUAUUAAAAUGGAUAAUUUGUUUAGGGAUGAUUACUCUGCUAAAAGGCCACAUAUAGAGCCUUCAGGACAUUCAAGAGAUGAAGAUUCUAAUAUGCUGCUGAUGCAUUUGGCACCAAUGAUGUAUCCCUCUUUAAUAUAUCACCAUCACACGAGUAGAUUUCUUGCAGAGCAUCAUGGCUCAGAUGGUGAAAGUCCUCUCGCUAGUUCCCUCACUGUUCUCACUGAUGAUGAUAUCCUUGACAUGACAUAUGAAGAGUACCUCGAAGCCCACAGCAAAGGGAACAAAAGAGUACGGAAUCAUAUUUCAGGGCAAACAAGGAGUGCUCAACAGUCAUCUGGCAGCAAAGAAAACGCCGAUGAGUCGUAAGUCUACUGCAAUUUUCUAUGUUGGACAUUUUCGUAUGAGAUCUGAAGGGAGGUCUUGGCCCAACAGGUCCCCAAGGGAUCCAAUCGAACCAGAACUAUUAACAUGCCCUGACUCACCAUUUCUGGUUCUUACUCAUUAGGACCAGACCAGCCAGUUCUGGUUCAGGCCCAAACAGCUACUCUUUUUUCUGUAGCUGACUUGCAACGGCCUAUCCAGUGAAAGCCAUAAAAUGUGGUUUAUGUAAACUGUAUGUUUGUAUAUGUGUAGUAUUAUCAAACUGUAAGCUUGUUACUUUGUAACUUAAAAGUUUAUAGAAACAAUUAUAUACCACGUAAGUUUGUGACGUGUAAUUUUGUAGUAGUACUCCGUAAUACUCUGUAUUAGUUAUUGAAUUACUUAAACAAGAUUAAAAAAUCAUUAUUCUUCUGUUCUUUUGAAUAUGAUCAAAGUGGAAUUGCAUUGAUCCCCCUAGAUCCAAGUCUAGGGUUCAAAUCUGGCUUGGGUUUUUGGCCCUUUCCCAAUUUGUGGGAGGUUCAACACAGUAACAUUGUCUUUGACAUAACACUGUUUUUUUGCAGGCAUUCGGGCUGUAGCUCGAAGAAGAGUUCUCACCGACGAUCGAGCUCAUGAAUGUGUAUUCAUUCCCCAUCAAGUAGUUGGCUCUGCAAUUAGCCAGCCGCAAAGCGGCUUCAAAUUUUACUUGUAUUUGACAAAAAAGUCCUUGAAAUAUUGGGGUGA